AAAAAAUAGAGAGAGAGAAAAAUGACAGUAGAAGAGGUAGGAGAUGAUUACACAAAAGAUGGAACUGUUGAUCUUCGAGGCAAUCCUGUUCGAAGAUCCAUAAGAGGUCGUUGGAAAGCUUGCUCCUUCGUCGUUGUGUACGAGGUAUUCGAACGGAUGGCUUAUUACGGGAUAUCAAGCAACCUAGUGAUCUACAUGACUACCAAAUUGCACCAAGGAACGGUCAAGUCGUCGAACAAUGUGACUAAUUGGGUCGGGACUAGCUGGCUCACUCCAAUCUUGGGUGCUUACGUCGCAGAUGCUCAUCUCGGCCGCUACAUUACUUUUGUCAUCUCUUGUGCUAUCUAUUUUUCGGGGAUGGUGGUGCUAACGUUAUCAGUAUCUAUACCGGGAAUCAAACCACCCGAAUGUUCAGCUGCUAAUGGGGAAAACUGCAAAAAUGCUUCGGUUUUACAAUUAGCGGUUUUCUUUGGAGCGUUAUACACGUUAGCGAUCGGUACAGGCGGCACAAAGCCGAACAUAUCAACAAUAGGAGCCGAUCAGUUCGACGAGUUUGAUCCAAAGGAGAAGACUCACAAACUAUCAUUCUUCAACUGGUGGAUGUUUAGUAUCUUCUUUGGUACACUCUUUGCCAACACUGUUCUUGUCUAUGUUCAAGAUAACGUGGGCUGGGCUUUAGGUUAUGGGCUUCCAACAAUAGGCCUUGCUAUUUCGAUAUCUAUUUUCUUGAUGGGCACUCCGUUUUACCGCCACAAACUCCCAACGGGAAGUCCUUUCACGAAGAUGGCUCGAGUCAUUGUGGCUUCAAUCCGUAAAGCCAAGGUGCCGAUGGCGCGUGGCCUCACGUGCUUCCACGAGCUGCCUUCAAUGGAAUAUGAACGGAAAGGCGCCUUUCCGAUUCAGGCCACUCCAAGUCUACGGUUUUUAGACAAGGCUUCACUCAAAACAGGAACAACCCAUAAGUGGAAUCUAUGUACUAUCACAGAAGUCGAAGAAACAAAACAAAUGCUGAGAAUGUUACCGGUUCUGUUCAUAACUUUCGUCCCAAGUAUGAUGAUCGCUCAAGUCAACACUUUGUUUGUCAAACAAGGAACCACUUUAGACAGAAAAGUCACCGGAAAUUUCAGCAUCCCACCAGCGAGUCUCGGCGGAUUUGUCACACUCUCGAUGCUCAUCUCCAUAGUCCUAUACGAUCGAGUCUUUGUCAAGAUAACCCGAAAAUUCACUGGAAAUCCAAGAGGCGUUACUUUGCUUCAACGAAUGGGAAUUGGUCUUAUCUUUCACAUCCUCAUCAUGAUCGUUGCAUCUGUCACCGAAAGGUAUAGACUCAAAGUCGCUGCUGAUCAUGGACUCAUCCACCAAACUGGAGUAAAACUACCCUUGACGAUCUUUGCGUUGCUUCCUCAAUUCGUGUUAAUGGGUAUGGCUGAUUCGUUCUUAGAAGUUGCAAAGCUCGAGUUUUUCUACGACCAAGCCCCUGAGAGCAUGAAAAGUCUCGGGACAUCGUAUUCCACAACGAGUUUAGCGGUUGGGAAUUUCAUGAGCAGUUUCUUGUUGUCUACGGUUUCUGAGAUAACGAAGAAACGAGGAAAUGGAUGGAUUUUGAACAAUCUUAAUGAGUCUAGGCUGGAUUAUUACUACUUGUUCUUUGCGGUUCUUAAUUUAGUUAACUUCGUCUUGUUCUUAGUCGUGGUUAGGUUUUAUGUUUAUAGAGCUGAGGUUACCGACUCAUCUGUGGAUGUGAAAGAAGAGGAAAUGAAGGUAAUGAAUGUCAAAGACAAUGAAUAGUCUAGAAACAGUG
Molecule: messenger RNA, 1801 nt
Organism: Thlaspi arvense
Lineage: Eukaryota; Viridiplantae; Streptophyta; Magnoliopsida; Brassicales; Brassicaceae
Source: the annotation of a GenBank genome assembly